Messenger RNA from Neoarius graeffei (lesser salmon catfish), 2478 nucleotides. RefSeq names its product DnaJ heat shock protein family (Hsp40) member A2b (gene dnaja2b). NCBI's taxonomy places the organism in Eukaryota, Metazoa, Chordata, Actinopteri, Siluriformes, Ariidae. Gene Ontology annotation, biological process: protein refolding; response to heat. The record is from RefSeq and is a predicted model, not a curated record. Bases 139 to 1380 code for a protein of 413 amino acids. Gene Ontology annotation, molecular function: ATP binding; Hsp70 protein binding. The transcript is spliced from 9 exons. Gene Ontology annotation, cellular component: cytoplasm; cytosol.
GGAAAAAAUAAUAAUAACAAAAACAGCGCAACCGGCUUUUCUUUUCCUCCUCUGCUCGGUAUCCUUCAGCCCGGUCCGGUGUGGUCCGGUUCGGUUCGGUUCGUUUUGGUGGUCGUGUCCUCGGUGCGGUUCGGAGACAUGGCGAACGUAGCGGACACCAAACUCUAUGACAUCCUUGGAGUUUCUCCUUCGGCUACCGAGAACGAGCUGAAAAAGGCGUAUCGCAAACUGGCAAAAGAAUAUCACCCUGAUAAGAACCCCAACGCUGGAGACAAGUUUAAGGAGAUCAGCUUUGCGUACGAGGUGUUGACUAACCCUGAGAAGAAGGAGCUGUAUGACCGAUAUGGAGAGCAGGGCCUGCGUGAGGGAGGCGGAGGAGGAGCCGGGAUGGAGGACAUUUUCUCCCACAUCUUCGGCGGAGGACUGUUUGGGUUCAUGGGCGGUCAGAGCAGUAGGAACCGAAACGGGGGACGGCGGAGGGGAGAGGACAUGGUGCAUCCGCUCAAGGUGUCUUUAGAAGAUCUUUACAACGGCAAAACCACCAAACUCCAGCUGAGCAAGAACGUUCUGUGUAGCGCCUGCAAUGGUCACGGGGGGAAGACGGGCGCGGUGCAGAAGUGUACUGCGUGCAGAGGGAGAGGGAUGAGGAUCAUGAUCAGACAGCUGGCCCCUGGUAUGGUCCAACAAAUGCAGACGGUGUGUAAUGACUGCAACGGGGAAGGUGAGGUGAUCAGUGAGAGAGACCGGUGCAAACAGUGCGAGGGCCGUAAGGUGUGUAAGGAAGUGAAGACGCUGGAGGUGCACGUGGAUAAGGGAAUGAGACACGGGCAGAAGAUCACGUUCAGUGGAGAAGCGGAUCAGUCUCCCAACACAGAGCCUGGAGAUAUUGUCCUGGUGCUGCAGGAGAAGGAACACGAGGACUUCCGCAGAGACGGUAAUGACCUGCACAUGUGCCAGACGAUCGGCCUGGUGGAGGCGCUGUGCGGCUUCCAGCUCACUCUCACACACCUCGACGGGCGACACCUCCUCAUCAAAUACCCUGCUGGAAAAGUCAUCGAGCCAGGUGCUGUGAGGGUGGUGCGUGGCGAGGGAAUGCCGCAGUACAGGAACCCGUUUGAGAAAGGAGAUCUCUACAUCAAGUUUGACGUUCGGUUCCCCGAUAACGGCUGGCUCAGUACCGAGAAACUCACGGAACUGGAGUAUCUGUUACCGUCGCGUGAAGAGGACGCCGUCAUCACGGCUGACACGGAGGAGGUCGACCUGCAGGAGUUCGACAUGAGCCAGGGGUCAUCUGGAGGUCAACGGCGUGAAGCCUAUAACGAUAGUUCAGAUGAGGAGGGCGGGCCACAUGGGCCGGGGGUGCAGUGCGCCCACCAGUAACAUGUCUCUCUCUCACACACACACACACACCUGUGAUCCUCUCCUCCCACCCAGACCUGCCGUCCUUCACAUGUUUUGUGUCCCAGUUCUGUAUUUUAACGUCCAAGUUCACUGCUACGACGAGAGCACUCAAAAAUACGCCGUCGUCUUUUUCCUCACAAUAACGACAAAUGACAGACCGAGCUGUGAAUCCGGGACGACUGACGGUUGUGUAGAUGUUUUGAUCUCUGAUAUUAUCCUGCAUUCGACUUGCCUCAGGACUGCGAAUUCGCACAGACGCCUCCAUGUUUGUCUUUCGUUAGCAACAAGCUAGCCAGCUAACUGUGAUGGGUAACAUAUACGGUGUGAUGGUAUGACGUAUACGACGUCCUCCUCAGAACAGUGAACUCUAUAAUCAGUGUUAUAGAUCGAACAAACCAAUAUGUUGAUUGAUCUAAAGUAAAUCGUUUUGUGCUGCUUUGUUUAAUGAUGAUGCUCUGAGCGGCCAUUUUGUUUCCACUCCUUGCUGGACUCAGAGUUUUGCAGCCCGACUAAGAAUUCCUCGGGAACUGAGGGGAAUUUGGUCUAGUCCAGGUUACGAUCUUAAGUCGAGUGCAGUGUAACUGACCUGCUGAAAGUCCCGCCCCCUUCUGGCAGGUCUGUACUGUAAUCUUUUAUACCCCUCACCCUGUUUCCUCUCCUCUCCUCUCAUCCCUCCAUCCUGUAAACGCCUGAAUGCACAAUAAAUAACUCCUUCACAUCACAUCAACUAAGACUGGAAUGCUAAACUAGAACCUCCAUCUUCCAUUUAAAAACAAAAAACAACAAAAACCAAAUGUUCACACGUUUUAAACGAAAAGACACAAAGUAGAGAAAACAGAAAAAUAUAUAGAACGGUUUGUUUUUAAUUUGUUACCACCAACAUUACCAUUGUAGACUUUUAUAUACUGUAUACAUCACUGAAUAUUUAAACUUGAAAAGCAAAUAAAUGUGUAUAGGAUUUAAGUUAUGAACACUCUCUCUCUCUCUCUCUCUCUCUCUCCCCCCCCCUCCUGGAACAGUGUCAGAAUGGAAACAAGGACGUCAAAAAAGUUCAAUAAAACAUUUGUGUGUCUAAUA